This is a messenger RNA of Jatropha curcas, 533 nucleotides long. The record is from RefSeq and is a predicted model, not a curated record. NCBI's taxonomy places the organism in Eukaryota, Viridiplantae, Streptophyta, Magnoliopsida, Malpighiales, Euphorbiaceae.
AGGGCAAUCUCUGCUUGGUAUGAUGGUAGGGAGUGGUUUAAUUCAUUAUGUAAAACUGUGAUGGAGCAAGACUGGUCUUGGAAUAAGCCUGCUCUUGAUUACAUGGAGCUUUACCAUGCGGCACUCAAGUGAAAAUACCAGAUUACUUGAGUCCAGAGCUUGAUACGCAGUUGAAUGUUUCCCCAUCUUCUGUAUAGGUUCAGUGCCGAAUUCAACUUUUGUCGUCCAAUAGGUUGAUUACUUGUACAUAAAUUGCCCAUUUGAAACGAUGCAAGGUGACAUCAGAUUCAAAGCAUGUAAUUGCUCAUCCAUUUUUGUUUUGUUUGUGCAAAAAAUGUACAAAAGCACAGAAAAUUUUGAAUUUUGUUACAAUAGUUGAUCUAGUCUUCAUACCAUUCCAGUUGUAUUGAGAACACAUUGCUAAAUGACAAGGUAAUUGACACAUCGAAGAAUCCCUGAAAGGCUUGUGUACUUUUUCAUUUCACUUUGAAAAUGCUUUCUAAUGGAAUAUGAUGCGGCAAAGUUGAUGCUUC